Messenger RNA from Raphanus sativus (radish), 1658 nucleotides. RefSeq lists its product as uncharacterized. NCBI's taxonomy places the organism in Eukaryota, Viridiplantae, Streptophyta, Magnoliopsida, Brassicales, Brassicaceae. The transcript is spliced from 6 exons. Bases 83 to 1438 code for a protein of 451 amino acids. The record is from RefSeq and is a predicted model, not a curated record.
ACAAGUCCACUUAUUAGUAACGAACGAACCUCUCUCUCACUCGUCAAUUUCUAUCGUAAAAGCAGACGCAGACGCAGACGCGAUGAGCUUGCCGUUUCUGAACGCGACAGGGAUCUCGUUGCCGUCGUCGUCGGGAUCAAUUCGGCGGAGAUCGCACAUUGUUUCACGACAGGAUCUUCCUGAAUUAUCGUCUAAAGCAGUCGUCUCUUCCCCCAGGCUUAGCUUCUCUCGUAACGACAGGUUUCUCUCGCCGGAGGUAUCGUCUCCGCUCCGAUCGGUGACCGUGAGAUCGCAAUUGAAUACGCCUCUCAUUUCAGGUAACGAUGAGUGGGGGACUUGGACUGCUCUCUUCGCCACUGGUGCUUUCGGUCUCUGGUCGGAGAAGACGAAGGUGGGAAGUGCGGUGAGUGGGGCGUUGGUGAGCACACUGAUCGGUCUUGCAGCUAGUAACCUUGGGAUCAUUUCUUCAGACGCUCCUGCUUUUGCUGUUGUCUUGAACUUCCUCCUCCCAUUAGCUGUUCCUCUCUUGCUCUUCCGAGCUGAUCUCCGCCGCGUCGUUCAGUCCACUGGAAAGCUUCUCUUGGCUUUCUUGAUUGGAUCAAUUGCAACAACUGUGGGUACAGCUCUGGCCUACUACCUAGUGCCAAUGAGAGCACUUGGUAAUGAUAGUUGGAAGAUUGCAGCUGCUCUCAUGGGGAGGCAUAUCGGUGGAGCCGUCAACUAUGUUGCCAUAGCGAAUGCUCUCGGAGUUUCACCAUCAGUAUUAGCGGCUGGACUCGCUGCUGAUAAUGUUAUUUGCGCUGUUUAUUUCACGUCUUUGUUUGCUAUAGGCUCCAAAAUACCUGCCGAAACCUUGCCUCCACCAACUAGUGAUGCAGAUGCAAGCAAGGAUUCUGAAUCUACAAACAAAAUCCCUGUGCUACUGAUAGCUACUGGAAUUGCUGUGUCCUUAGCUAUAUGCAAGGCAGGGGCUUUGCUAACAAAGCAUUUUGGGAUUUCGGGUGGUAGCUUGCCAGCUAUAACCGCCGUGGUUGUUGUUCUAGCGACAGUCUUUCCUUCACAGUUUGGUCGUCUUGCUCCAUCUGGAGAAGCCAUGGCUCUAAUUCUUAUGCAGGUGUUCUUCACUGUGAUAGGUGCGAGCGGAAACAUAUGGACUGUGAUAAACACGGCACCGAGCAUAUUCUUGUUUGCAUUGGUCCAAAUUGGGACACAUCUCGCUGUGAUAUUGGGCAUAGGGAAGCUGCUCAACAUCGAGCUAAGGUUGCUGCUUUUGGCAUCAAAUGCUAACGUCGGUGGACCCACCACUGCAGCUGGAAUGGCGACUGCAAAGGGAUGGAACUCGUUGAUCGUUCCAGGGAUUCUUGCUGGAAUAUUCGGUAUCGCCAUUGCAACUUUCAUAGGCAUUGCAUUUGGUGUGAAGGUCCUCAAGUUCAUGUGAAGAUGACUAAGUUUAUGAAUUGGACUCUCUGCUUUUCUUAUCCAAGCUCGGUUAUGUUGAUUUUGGUUGCAAGAUAAAAAAACCAAUAAAACUCGGAGUAUUUGCGUUACAUUGCAUUUUUCACUAAUAUGCCAAACUGGGAUGUUAGAAUCCUGAUGGUUGUUGUAGACUGACUCGGUUAUCUUUGUAGCAUAAAAUAAUGCUGUCAUAUUGCCAGGCU